AUGGCAGACGAUGAAAAAAUUGAAAAUCCAACAGAUGAACAAUUGAUUUUAGAUUUAACAAGUGAACAAGAAGAAAUUGUACAAGAAUUUCUUAGCGAAAGUUUUCGUGCACAAGAACAAGGAGAUAUAGUUAAUAAAAAUAAUUGGCAAAGUAUAUUAUAUCGAAAGAUUGGUUCAAAAUCGUAUCGUAGUGAUAUAAAUCAUUCUGAAGAAAUAUCUAUAAAAAAUAUGUUAAAAAUGGCUAAAGUAUUAUUUGGUUUACAUUUUGUUGAUCAUCCACCAACACAUCGACGUAGUACAUGGCGAAAACUUGUUUCAACACAACGUAAAAAAGCAAUUAUGGCUUGUUUUCGUAUGGCACCAUUACAUUCUGUUACAAGACAUAGUGCUAUGAAUAUGUUUUUACGUGCAUAUAGAGAAUUAUGGCUUGAAACUGAAGAAGAUAUACGUUCACGUUUAAUUGAACAUCUUUGUAAUGAUUCUCAUGAAAUGGAUGAACAAGAUAUAACAACAAUGAAAGAAGAAACUGAAAAUGAAACUGAAAAUUUAACAUUAACAAUAACAAUGAAACCAGAUCCAUUAAAACAAUUAUUACAAUGUUUAAAUCGUGCUGCAACAACUGCAGAAGUUUUUUCAAUUACUGAAGAUAUUAUUUAUUUAUCUUAUUCAACAAUUAUGAGUAAAAGUUGUGUUAUUGCUGAAGACGAUGAUGAUGAAGGAGCAGAAGAAGUCAAAUCAUUUCAGGAACAAGAAAUGGAAAAACAAAAAUUACUCUAUGAACAAAAUCGAUUAGCAAAUCGUGGUGCUGCUGAAACUGUAUUAUUAUAUAUAAGUGCAAGCAAAGGUGAAAAUAAUGAAAUGCUUCGACGUACAUUACAACUUGGUAUAUCAUUAUUACAUGGUGGUAAUCGAGAAGUUCAAAAACGAAUGUUAAAUUAUUUAAAAGAAACAAAAGAUGUUGGAUGUUUUACUUCAUUAGCAACAUUAAUGGCCAAUUGUAGUGUACUUGAUCUUGAUACAUUUGAACGUUGUAUUAAAGCUGAAGUACUUGGUGUUGGUUCGGAAGGCAUGGCUGGUGAAAAAAAUUUACAUGAUGCUGAUUUUAUAAUAUCAUUAUUUCGUUUUUGUCAACUUUUAUGUGAAGGACAUAAUCUUGAAUUUCAAAAUUAUCUUCGUUUACAAGCUGGAAGUAGUACAAAUGUCAAUAUUAUUAUUUGUACUGUUGAUUAUUUACUUAGUUUACAAGAAUCAUUAAUGGAUUUUUAUUGGCAUUAUUCAGGCAAAGAAACAGUUGAUGCACAUGGAAAAGAAAAUCUUUGUCGAGCUAUCAGUGUUGCUAAACAAGUUUUUAAUACAUUAACGGAAUAUAUUCAGGGUCCAUGUCCACAAAAUCAAUUAGCAUUAGCAAAUAGUCGUUUAUGGGAUGCAAUUGCUGGAUUUCUUUAUAUUUUUGCACAUAUGCAAAGAAAAUUAUCUCAAGAUCCAACACAAAUUGAAUUAUUACGUGAAAUUAUGAAAUUACAAAAAGAUAUGAUUAUUAUGUUAUUAUCAAUGCUUGAAGGAAAUGUUCUCAAUGGACCAAUUGGUAAACAAAUGGUUGAUACAUUAAUUGAAUCUCAAGUUAAUGUUGAAUUAUUAUUACAAUUUUUUGAUAUAUUUCUUAAAAUAAAAGAAUUAACAACAUCAGAAGCAUUUCUAGAAUAUGAUACAAAUAAAGAUGGAUUUAUUUCUCCAAAAGAAUUUCGUCGAGCUAUGGAAGCACAAAAAGUUUAUACAAAUCAAGAUAUGGAUUAUAUAUUAAAUUGUGUUGAUAUAAAUCAAGAUGGUAAAAUUGAUUUUAUGGAAUUUACUGAACGUUUUCAUAAUCCAGCUCGAGAUAUUGGUUUUAAUAUGGCUGUUUUAUUAACAAAUUUAUCUGAACAUAUGCCACAUGAUAUACGUUUACAACGUUUAAUGGAUAAAGCUAAAAGUUUUCUAUCAUAUUUUCAAGAUCAUCUUGGUAGAAUUGAAAUAAAAGGUGGUGCUGGUUAUAUUGAACGUGUUUAUUUUGAAAUAACUGAAUCAAAUAUUGAACAAUGGAAUAAACCACAUAUUAAAGAAUCGAAAAAAGCAUUUUUACAUUUAGUAGUCAAUGAAACAGAUGAUAAAGAAAAAUUAGAACAGUUUAUUGAUUUUUGUGAAGAUACUAUAUUUGAAAUGCAACAUGCAGUUGCUAUUAGUGGUGAAGAAGAUGAUCAAACACAUCGAACAAUGAAAUCUUCAAAUAUUGAACCAACUAUUGUUCAUCCAACAACAUCUCAACCUAUGAAAUUAACUCUUUCAUAUUCUUGGUCAUGUAUAAAAUAUCUCUUUCAUUUACUUCGUCCAUCAACAAUUCAUAAUACUUAUAAUCAUUUUCGACAAAUGACAUUUAAAGACAUGAUUAAAAAUCUAUUUUUAUUAUUCAUCAAAUGUAUUCAAUUAUUAUUUAUUAUAAUAAUUUGUGGUUUUAGAACAUUAACAUAUUGUAUUUGGACUUUAAUGGCUGAAGAUGAUCAACAAGAUGUACAACGAUCAGAACGAACUCCUUUACCACCAUUACCACACCGACAUGAUUAUCGUCUACCUUCAAUCAGUGGUCCACAUCAUGGUUUUAUAGAUGGUGAAGAUUUAAUAGGAGUUAAUGCAUUUGGAGUUGAUCUUAAUUUAGAUUCAGAACCAAAACAUAAAAUGUCUUUAACUGAUGAACAACUAAGUUUACUUGUAAUGGAUAGUACUCGAAUGAUUGAUUCUCCUAGAAGAUCUUCACUUAUGAAUAAUACUCAUUCAUCAACAGGACAAUAUUUAACAACAUCAAUUACAGGCUCAACUGCUCACUUCUCACCAUCAACAUCUUAUAGUCGAGAUCUAAAUUUAAUACCACCUUCUGGAUCUUAUAAACCACAAUUAACUACGGCAACAAAUAUGCCGCAAAAUGUUAUCGAAAAAUCUAAAUAUGCACUUGAAGUCAAUGCUCAAACUGAAUAUCAACAAAAGCGAUCAUCAACUACUGUGAAUAAUACAACAGGCGAAGAUGAUAAUGUUACUCCUUCACAACCAUCGACACGAACAGAUUUUGGAAAGAAAGCUCUGGCAUUAAUGGCAAGAAAUUAUCAUACAUUGAAAUUGAUGGCUCUUUGUCUUGCUUUUAUAAUUAAUUUUCUUAUGUUAUUUUAUAAGGCAAUACCAUUAACUGCAAUAGUUAAUGAAUCAGUUGCUUCUGAUGGUAUGGAACAAGUUGAUGAAGAUGAAGAUGACAAUGAAAUAAUAGUAAUGGAUCCAAGAAAAUAUUAUAUGAGUUAUUUAUUACGAGCAGCUGCAUUUUUACAUUCAUCAAUUGCAUUUUUAAUGAUGAUUAGUUAUUAUAAAUUAAAAGUUCCAUUAGUAAUAUUUAAACGAGAAAAAGAAAUAGCUCGAAAAUUAGAAUUUGAAGGUGCUUGGUUAAUUGAUCAACCAAGUGAAAAUAAUUCUUGGAUAUUAUCAUAUUUAUCACGUGAAUGGCAUAAACUUGUUAUAAGUUCAAAAUCAUUUCCUGAUUAUUAUUGGGAUAAAUUUGUUAAGAAAAAAGUUCGAAAUAAAUAUUCUGAUCAAUUUGAUUAUGAUGAAUUAAGUCGAUUUUUGGGUAUGGAAAAAAAUGAUACACCUGGAAAAUUUGAAAUUGUUAAACCAAUAGAAACUGGUUUAUGGGCAAAGAUUAAAUCUAUUGAUAUGCGUUAUGAAAUUUGGAAAUGGGGUGUAAUCUUUACCGAUAAUUCAUUUCUUUACGUUUUCUUCUACUUUUUAUUUUCAAUUAUUGGUAAUUUCACAUUUUUUGUUUUUGCAAUUCAUUUACUUGAUGUUGCAAUAAGUGUAAAAGCUUUAAGUACAAUAUUAAAAUCUAUAACACAUAAUGGUCGACAAUUACUUUUAACAAUAAUGUUAAUGACUGUUGUUGUUUAUCUUUAUACAGUGAUUGCAUUUAAUUUUUUUCGUAAAUUUUAUACGAAAGAAGAAGAUGAAGAACGAGAAGAAAAUUGUAAAGAUAUGCUUACCUGUUUUAAAUUUCACCUUUAUUCGGGUAUUCGAGCUGGUGGUGGUAUUGGUGAUGAACUUGAAUCACCUAAUGGUGAUCCAUUAGAAUUAUAUCGAAUUGUUUUUGAUAUAACGUUCUUCUUCUUUAUUAUUGUCAUUCUUCUUGCUAUUCUUCAAGGUUUGAUUAUUGAUGCUUUUGGUGAUCUUCGUGAACAACUUGAUUCAGUGAAAGAAACACUUGAAACAAAAUGUUUCAUUUGUGGAAUUGGUCAAGAUUAUUUUGAUAAAGAACCGCAUGGAUUUGAAACUCAUACACAAGCAGAACAUAAUUUUGCCAAUUAUAUGUUCUUUUUAACACAUCUUCUUAAUAAACCUGAUACAGAACAUACAGGACAGGAAAGUUAUGUUUGGGAAAUGUAUCAAAGUCGAAAAUGGGAUUUUUUUCCUAUUGGUGAUUGUUUUCGACGUCAAUAUGAAUCGGGUAGUGGUGGAACAACAACAACAGAAAGUUAA
This is a messenger RNA of Rotaria sp. Silwood1, 4542 nucleotides long. The record is from the annotation of a GenBank genome assembly. NCBI's taxonomy places the organism in Eukaryota, Metazoa, Rotifera, Eurotatoria, Philodinida, Philodinidae.